This is a messenger RNA of Apodemus sylvaticus (European woodmouse), 379 nucleotides long. Its product is annotated as baculoviral IAP repeat-containing protein 1e-like. The record is from RefSeq and is a predicted model, not a curated record. NCBI's taxonomy places the organism in Eukaryota, Metazoa, Chordata, Mammalia, Rodentia, Muridae. Gene Ontology annotation, biological process: detection of bacterium; defense response to bacterium; inflammatory response. Gene Ontology annotation, cellular component: IPAF inflammasome complex. The coding region runs from base 1 to 279 and encodes 92 amino acids. The transcript is spliced from 4 exons. Gene Ontology annotation, molecular function: cysteine-type endopeptidase inhibitor activity involved in apoptotic process; ATP binding.
AUGGUGACUAUGAGAACACCUGAUCCCCAUCAAGACCAACAUAUUCCAGAUAAGAUUACAUCAGAAAAGUUUGCCCAGGCUCUGGGUUCUCUCAGGAACCUGGAGGAACUGCUCCUUCCCUCUGGGGACGGGACUCACCAAGUGGCCAAACUGAUUGUCCAGCAGUGUCUGCAGCUUCCCUGCCUCAGAGUUCUCGCCUUUCACCACAUCUUGGAUGAUGACAGUGUGAUUGAAAUUGGGUGGCAACCAGAGGAGGUUUCCAGAAACUUGAGAUCUUAAAUCUUUCAGUGAAUCACAAAAUUACUGAGGAAGGAUACAGAAAUUUCUUUCAAGCCCUGGACAACCUGCCUAACCUGCAAGAGUUGAACAUCUGCAGGCA